GUCUACUUAUCAUUAAUCAUUGUCAUUACAAACUCGAAAAAGGUGACUGUUAUGUGACAUUUUAGAUUUUGACAAGUUUAAAAUUUCAAGUGUACACAUAACCCAAUUUCUGUAAGGAAUUGGGUUUUGGUGUUAGUAUUUAUUUAUUACUGCAAACGUAACAUUAAUUUACAUUCAACAUUCAAGUUUUUACAAACGACGUGUAAGAAAUGUUGAAAAAUGCUAAUUUACAGAACCAAGUAGUAUGAAAGAUUGGUAUUAAGUCUAGUACAUUUUUGAAAUAGAAAUCGUGCUAGAAGUUAAAUCCUGAUUGAAUCAAAAUGGAAAACAUUAAAAAGUCAGAUGAUGUGGACAGUCCAACUGCCGAUGGGAAUCUUUUACAGCCGCCGAAGGACAAGACGAUCCCAACAAGAAACCCGCUGAUGAAAGUACGUACUUAUGUGUUAGCACUCCGGCCGUGGUCUCUCAGUGGAAGCCUCCUGCCUACCCUACUUGGCGCUGCGCUAGCGUAUCGUCUCCCAGGCGAGAACGGGUUCAAUUGGGUGACAUUACUACUCACUUUAUGUACAGUUAUUCCUGUUCAUGGCGCCGGGAACGUCGUCAACACAUACUUCGAUUUCGUCAAAGGUAUAGACAAUAGAAAAUCAGAUGACCGAACUUUAGUUGAUCAUAUCUUGAGCAUUGAUGAAGUUGUUUCCCUAGGAGCUAUACUUUAUAUGGCAGGAUGUGCAUUUUUUGUAUUGCUAAUUAUAAUGUCUCCAGCGAGAAUGGAACACUUAGCUUUGGUAUACUUUGGUGGGUUAUCAUCAUCUUUUCUAUAUACUGGUGGUAUAGGUCUGAAGUACAUAGCCCUCGGAGAUAUUAUAGUUCUAGUCAUAUUUGGGCCUGUAUCAGUGGUGUUUGCCUUCCUGGCACAAACUGGCAGGGUAGAUUGGCCUAUUUUUUACUAUGCUAUACCAUUGGCUCUAAACACUGAGGCUAUUUUACAUAGUAACAAUACUAGAGACUUGGAAGCAGAUAGCAAAGCUGAAAUUGUAACAUUAGCUAUUUUAAUAGGUAGAACUGCUUCUCAUUUACUUUAUGCAUUUUUACUUUUUACUCCAUACAUAAUGUUUGUAGUGGCAUCAGUUCGCUGCUCUCUUUGGUUUUUGUUGCCAAUGUUGACUUUACCUCGAGCUUUUGAAAUUGAGAGGAGGUUCAGAUGUCCUGAGACAAUGCAGUAUGUUCCAAGACAAACUGCAAGACUCAAUUUUUAUUUUGGAAUGUUGUAUAUGAUUUCUUGUUUGUUUGCUAGUAAACUACCAUUUCUUCUAAGAUAAAAUACACAGGUUUAUAAUUUAUUGCUUAGUGUGUAUAACAAUAUUUAUGUACUUAAUGGAGCUUAUUUUUAACUACUAUGAAUAAAUCGCCCAGUAUCAUAAAGGUCCUUUUAUUUAUGAGACUGUAUUAACAAUGUUGUUUGGUAGAUUUUUUGGCUUUAAGUAAAUUUUUUUUUAUAUAUUACUUAAUGUUGAAAUUUGCAAUAGUAAGGUCUUCUAUAUAUAAAAAACUAUUGUUAUGUGUCAUGAACUUUAGAAAGUUAUAAAUGGCAGACUGAUUUUAUACAAAAUUAAAGAUAUUUAUGGCAGUUAUGUGAUGUUCAUCUAUUAUUAUAAUUUACUCAUAUGAUACAAUAUUUCAUUGAAUUCUUUACAGAAUAGUCUUACUAAACUAAAGUGUUUGAAGAAGAUUUAAACUAGAAUUAUAACAUGUUAAAGUAAAUAAGUUAUCUGAGAGGUAACAUCUUAACAGGAUAUGGAUUAAUGAUAUACACACAUAAAUUAUGUCAAAUUGAUGAAGGUUACUGAUAACAAUUAUGACGUUAGUGAUGUGUCUAUACAAAUGUAAAGUAGUUUGCUUUUUUUUUAGUCUUGUGCCACAUUUGUGUUGUCAAUAUGAAUCUCCUUUAAAUAUCAUGAUACCUUUUUAAACAUUUAAUAAAGUGUAUGUUGUAUUUAAGAUUGACUAUAUAUUUGGUUAUCUUUGUAGACUAUACAAUAUAGUAUAGGUACAAAAUAUUGUGCUCAGUUUAGAAACAUAAGUGUAGCAUAACUGGUAAAUCUUAAGACCCUCUUGUGUCAUGAAAUGACGCCUGAAGUUCUGUGGCUUGAAAGUGAUAGGUCCCAGGUUAGAUUAAUGCAUUAGAUCAAAUUUGGAAAUACCUUUUUUCUAAAUUUCCCAUGCAUGUACAUGUACCCUACAAAGUUAAGCAGUAUUUCAUCUUAAAUUAGAUUGUCUCAUUAAAACUUGUUAUAUUUAGCUUAAAUAUUACACCAUUUUAGCCAGUCAAAUGGCAUUGCAAUUGUCCCAUUUUCGCUUUCAUUCUACAACAAACAAGCACCAGGUAUUAUACUUUUGUUAAGCCUAUGUAUUAGUUAUAAACAAAAGGUUUAGAAUAUUUUAGUAUAGAGCCUGUAUUAUCUACUCUCGCCAGCUGUAGCUUUCGUUUCAAAUUAGUGGCCAAAAAUAAAUCAAUUUACCAGUAUCAACAGAAAUUAAGAAAAUCUAUCAAAUCAAUUAAAUCUUUGGGUUUAGAGAUAAAAUGUGCUAUCAAAAUAUCUAAUAUUAGUAAAUACUGAAAUACAUGUAAACUUAAUCUUUUAUGAAUAAACAAUGUUUUAUGAUAAUCAAAAUCAAGAGGUCAACCAUAAAGUCUCUAUAUAGUAUUCACAGCAUUCAUUUGUUGCAGCAUGUUUAAUUUUGGUUUGAAAAGUAUUUGCUGUGUGUGUUAUUUUGGAAACCAGAAGAUAUAGUAGAUUUGUCUUGAGUAAAAUUUAUAUGUAUUGAUCUUAUUAGUACAAGUUUUAAGUGUGGCUUUUAUUUUGAAGAAAAUAAAUAAUUACCUGGGAUUCAAAACCCUUUCAGACUACAAAACAAAUAAAAAAUAAUCUUGAAUCUAUUCUGUACAUGUAUUUAAUAAAUAUUUUGGUAGUGGCAUGAGAGUUUAUUCAAACUGAUCAUACAGAAUAUACUUGGAUUCAUGAGCAUAUUUAAAAAUAAUUUAUUUUGAUGCUUGCUUAGACGUGUUUUCAAGGAAUUCUUGCAAUUAUGUACUUUUCUAAAUGGCUAGACCAAUUCCCUACUGCAAAUUUUUAAUUUGCAUCUGUUAAUGUUUCUUAAAAAUAUGAUAAAAUGUUACUAAAC
Molecule: messenger RNA, 3183 nt
Organism: Pararge aegeria (speckled wood butterfly)
Lineage: Eukaryota; Metazoa; Arthropoda; Insecta; Lepidoptera; Nymphalidae
Gene: heix
Product: ubiA prenyltransferase domain-containing protein 1 homolog
Exons: 1
Coding region: 321-1319 (332 amino acids)
Biological process (GO): vitamin K biosynthetic process; menaquinone biosynthetic process
Cellular component (GO): endoplasmic reticulum; Golgi membrane
Molecular function (GO): prenyltransferase activity
Source: RefSeq, a predicted model, not a curated record